This is a messenger RNA of Knipowitschia caucasica, 1530 nucleotides long. NCBI's taxonomy places the organism in Eukaryota, Metazoa, Chordata, Actinopteri, Gobiiformes, Gobiidae. The record is from the annotation of a GenBank genome assembly.
AUGAGCAGUGAGAGGAAGGCUCUGAUGGAGAAGGCCCAUCCAGAACUACAGACCUUCUGCCGCAGCCACGGACUCGUCUUUGAGGUGGUGGACCUGUGCUGGGGUCUCAGGUCGGUCCCAGACUCGGUCCGUCUCGAGGCCUGUGAGGUCUUCCUCCAUGAGAUCCACAAGUCCAGACUCGUGUCCUUCGUCCCCGUCUUCGUCGUGCUGCUCGGACAGCGGUACGGUCAGUGCUCUCUCCCGCACCUCAUUCCACAAAAACACUUUCAGAUGUUUUUGUCCAAACUUUCCAAAAACACAGACGGCCUCAAACUGCUCAACCAAUGGUAUUGCAGAGACGACAAUACGGUCCCGCCCACCUACGUCCUGCAGCCAAUCACAGCGCACCUGGAUCACAGCGAGGACGUCUCUCCCGAAAACAAGACAAAGAGAGAAAGUGACUCCGCGCGCUGGAAGUCGACCGAACGCAAACUGUUACAACUGCUGCGUACGGGCGCCAGGUCUGCAGGGCUCCCCCCAGAGGAGAGCCAGAGCUACUGCACCUCAGGUAACGCCCCCAGAGGAGAGCCAGAGCUACUGCACCUCAGAGCUACUGCACCUCAGGUAACGCCCCCAGAGGAGAGCCAGAGCUACUGCACCUCAGGUAACGCCCCCAGAGGAGAGCCAGAGCUACUGCACCUCAGAGCUACUGCACCUCAGGUAACGCCCCCAGAGGAGAGGAGGAGUACUGCACCUCAGGUAACGCCCCCAGAGGAGAGCCAGAGCUACUGCACCUCAGGUAACACCCCCAGAGGAGAGGAGGGGUACUGCACCUCAGGUAACACCCCCAGAGGAGAGGAGGAGUACUGCACCUCAGGUAACACCCCCAGAGGAGAGGAGGAGUACUGCACCUCAGGUAACGCCCCCAGAGGAGAGGAGGAGAACUGCACCUCAGGUAACACCCCCAGAGGAGAGGAGGGGUACUGCACCUCAGUCUUCCAGAGGGAGGUGGAGUUGGGGGUGUGGUCUCUCGGAGCUGAGGAGACGUCCAUCGUCUUUGUUCGAGAUGUUCCUCAGAAAGUGAAGGAGGUUCCGAAGCGUCUCACCAGGUUCAGAGACCUGACAGCAGAGAGUGUGCUGGACUCUGAGGCGCAGGCUCAGCUCUCUGCCCUCAGGUCGCGCCUCCUCGGAGGGGAGGUGCAGAAGAACCUCCAGAGUGUGGAGCUGUGGAGAGGAGGCCUGGACGUGCGGCGCAAAGAUCACGCUCAGUACCUGGAGAGCGUGUGCGAGCAGUUUGUGUCGCAGCUGAAGGCGCGUGUGGAGGAGGCGCUGGAGGAGCACAGGCCGCGCGCCGUGUGGGGGAGCGUCCAGCAGGAGGCGCAGCAGAGGGAGUCACUGACGGAGGAGGUCACAGAACACGUGAGCGCCAGUGUGCAGCUGUGCGCAGGCGUCCAGGUAAAGCACACUUUAAAUCUCUCCUCUUCCUCAAAAAGUCGCGUGCAUGGACAGUUUAACCGAUGGUUUCAUACGCGGCAUGAAAGUGGCGGUUAA